UCUCAGAUUGAGGUUUCGAUUUAAACAUACCAAUUCAGAUUCAGAGAAAAUGAACGAUCUACUAGGGAGUUCUUUCUCUGGAUUCAGAGGCCGUACAGACGGCACCAGCACCUUCGUGGAUGUAGAGAUGUCCUCAGCCGCAAACACGGGAGGAGGAGGAGGAGGAGUGAAUCUAGACAAGUUCUUCGAAGACGUAGAAGGUAUCAAAGAUGAGCUCAAAGAAAUGGAAAGACUCCACCAACGUCUCCAACAAUCUCACGAGGAGAGCAAAACCCUUCACAACGCCAAGUCCGUGAAAGAUCUCCGAUCCCGCAUGGACUCCGACGUCUCCACAGCCCUAAAAAAGGCCAAAAUCAUUAAGGUCAGACUCGAAGCCCUAGACCGAGCCAACGCAGCCAAUCGAAGCCUACCAGGCUGUGGGCCUGGAAGCUCCUCCGAUCGCACACGAACAUCCGUGGUGAGCGGCCUUAGGAAGAAACUCACUGACUCCAUGGAAGGGUUCAACAAACUGAGGGAGCAGAUCUCUGGAGAGUACAGGGAGACGGUGGAGAGGAGAUACUACACGGUGACCGGAGAGAAGCCGGAUGAAAAGACGGUGGACGGGCUGAUAUCGACGGGUGAGAGCGAGACGUUCUUGCAGAAAGCGAUACAGGAACAGGGGAGGGGACAGAUACUGGACACCAUAUCGGAGAUUCAGGAAAGGCACGAUGCGGUGAAGGACAUGGGGAGGAGUCUGGAGGAACUGCACCAAGUGUUCUUGGACAUGGCAGUGUUAGUACAGCAUCAAGGAGAGCAAUUGGAUGAUAUAGAGAGCCAUGUGGCGAGGGCCAACUCAUUUGUUAGGGGAGGGACAGAGCGAUUGUUCACAGCCAAGAAGACGCAGAGGAGCACCAGGAAAUGGACUUGCAUUGCCAUUAUCCUAUUACUCAUCAUCAUCCUCGUCACCGUUCUUCCCAUCGUCCUCAGAAACACCGGCAGCAGCAAUUCGCCGUCCCCGGCGACUCCGGCGACUGCGGCACCUCCACCUCCGACAACUCCAUGA
Telopea speciosissima is the source of this 1042-nucleotide messenger RNA. RefSeq names its product syntaxin-121-like. The record is from RefSeq and is a predicted model, not a curated record. The transcript has a single exon. Gene Ontology annotation, cellular component: plasma membrane; SNARE complex; endomembrane system. Gene Ontology annotation, molecular function: SNAP receptor activity; SNARE binding. Lineage: Eukaryota; Viridiplantae; Streptophyta; Magnoliopsida; Proteales; Proteaceae. Gene Ontology annotation, biological process: vesicle fusion; exocytosis; intracellular protein transport. The coding region runs from base 50 to 1042 and encodes 330 amino acids.